Glycine soja is the source of this 1456-nucleotide messenger RNA. Its product is annotated as cinnamoyl-CoA reductase-like SNL6. NCBI's taxonomy places the organism in Eukaryota, Viridiplantae, Streptophyta, Magnoliopsida, Fabales, Fabaceae. Gene Ontology annotation, molecular function: 3-beta-hydroxy-Delta5-steroid dehydrogenase (NAD+) activity. The coding region runs from base 205 to 1293 and encodes 362 amino acids. The transcript has 5 exons. Gene Ontology annotation, biological process: steroid biosynthetic process. The record is from RefSeq and is a predicted model, not a curated record.
UUUCAAUCAUUUCCCUUGCAUCUAACCUCAACUUCAACAAUUAAACUCCUUUGAGUUUCAAUAAUUCACCCCCCCAAAACCCAAAACCCAAAACCUUUCCCUAUUUAUUUUCAUCUUAGUUUUCAUAUUCCUAGCUAGCUAGCACCAUAUAUUAUAUCAUAUUAUAUAUCUGCACAUACUUUCGUCUUUAUAAUAUAUAUAAUAAUGGGUGUUGUACGGACGUGGGAGAGCCGGAGGGCGGAGCUGGAGGCCUUCCGCCGGAGCCUGGUGGCGGCCGCCGCCAUCCAUCGGCGGAAAGACGAUGAGGGGCGGAGAACCGACAACUUUGUUUCCUCUUAUGAGCAUGAUGAUGAAAAGGGUACCCUAAUCUGUGUCACUAGUGGUGUUUCCUACUUUGGUCUUGCCUUGGUCAACCACCUCUUGCUCUUAGGUUACUCUCUUCGAAUCACUGUUGACAACCCAGAGGACAUAGAGAAGCUGAGGGAAAUGGAGAGGCGUGGUGAAGUGAGGGCUACAGAAGGAAAUUUGAAAGUAAUAAUGGCAAACCUAACUGAUGUUGAUGGGUUGGAGAAAGCAUUUCAGGGCUGUCGUGGUGUGUUUCACACCUCUGCAUUCACAGACCCUGCUGGUCUAUCUGGCUACACAAAAUCCAUGGCCGAGAUUGAAGUAAGGGCUGCUGAGAAUGUGAUGGAAGCAUGUGCAAGAACACCUUCCAUAACAAGAUGCGUGUUCACAUCAUCACUAUCAGCUUGUGUAUGGCAAGACAAUGCACAAUCAGAACUUUCCUCAGUUAUUAGUCAUGGGUCUUGGAGCACUGAAUCAUUCUGCACAGAAAAGAAGCUUUGGUAUGCUUUAGGCAAGAUGAGAGCAGAGAAGGCUGCUUGGAGAAUAUCUGAUGAAAGGGGUUUGAAGCUCACUACUAUUUGUCCAGCUCUAAUUACAGGUCCUGAAUUUUGUAACAGGAAUCCAACAGCAACAAUUGCUUAUCUCAAAGGUGCCCAAGAAAUGUACUCUCGUCGUUUGCUAGCAACAGUUGAUGUGACCAAAUUGGCUGAAGCUCAUGCAAGCGUAUUCAAGGAAAUGAACAACAAUGCAUCUGGUAGAUACAUUUGCUUUGACCAUGUAAUUGAUACACAUAGUGAGGCAGAGAAGCUGGCAAAGGAUAUUGGGAUGCCUGAGGAAAAGAUAUGUGGAGAUGCAUCAAACAAUUCUAUUAUAAAUAGAUUUGAACUGUCUAAUGAGAAGUUAUGCAGACUCAUGUCAAGGCGACUCAGGUGUUACAGUGAAUAUUAGAUGAAAAUCAUGUUAUGCUUGGCUUAUUUAAAGACGUGCCUUAGGCUUAGGAGUCUAGAAGAGAAAAUAGACGAGGCAUGUUUAAUAGUUUGUUUAGUAAUUUGUAAUGCCUGUAUGUUAUGGUUUAAUUAUAGUAUAUAAUUUAUUCAAUUUUGGUACCAAA